UGCAUCUUUCGUGCAAAUCGUCGGCAAAAUAGAGGAAAUUUCAACCACCAUCAUCCACGAUGGGCGAUGAUGUUUUUGUGCCUCUAAUUUCGAGGUGGUAAGCGAUGACGAUGAAAGGAUGAAGGCGAGCUGCCACCAACUCACCAAAGCGGGCACGACAAGACAUGCCCAAGCCGGUAACCAAGAAGCACCUGACUCCUCAGGAGAUCAUGGAGAUAUGUGCGUGCCUGAGGGACAUGAGGGGUCAGGGAACCCUGACAGAGAAAGGGAAACGCUUCUGGUUUUGCAUGUGUACAUGCAGUUGAAAUUGGCACACUUGGAGAACCGGAGGAAGUCCAAGGGCAAGCGCUCGAAGCCGAAUGGCCAGGUCGAUGAACAUGCUGCUCAGCAGUUGGGGGUUGGCCUCAGCACCGUGCGUCGGAAGUAUGCAAUGCUCAACAAGCUGUUGCGAGAGCACGGCAUAGAUGGCCUUAAGACGCUUUCUGUUGAGAACCGCCGUGGCAAGGCGACACGGCUGCCGACACGUGUGCCCACGACAAAACGUGUGCUCAGGCAGGUUCGCGCUCACGUGCGCAUGCAGAGAGAAGGCGGACACCGCAUCACGGCCGUACAGGUGCUUGACUUCCUACGCAAGCACAGGCAUGUGGACGUACGACCUUCGUUUGCUGGCGAUGGUGACGACGAACUGGACAGGGCGGCGGCUCUGCGGGCGGUGCAGCGGUUUCUUCGUCGUGCGGGCUACCUUCGCGGCAACAAGCACGUUGUUCAAGAGAACCCGAGGCACAAGCAGCUGCUCGCAAAGUAUCUGAAGGAGUUUGAUGCAAACAGGAGGUUGCCACCUGACGAGCGCCUCAGAGAGGUGUAUCUCGAUGAAUCAUACAUUGACAGGAACUACAACAGCAACAGAGACUCCCUGUAUGACCCCAACGACGGUCAAGACAUGCACAGUCAUCGCAAGAUCAAGCGGGGUCGGCGCUACUGCUUUGCCCUCGCAACUGACGGUGCAGGCGAUGAGGAGCAGCCACAAGCAUCGCAGUCAUCAGCGCGCAAGUGCAGCCGGUGCAAGCAGCCAGGGCACACGCGGAAGAAGUGCCCCGUCGCUGACGAAGACCUCCCUGAGCAACCACAGCAACAGCAGGGCCGUCCCCGGAAGCCUUCUCGUGGGAGCUUCCAUACAGGGGACUAUCAUAAAGCCUUUAAUUCUGACAACUUCAUCAGCUGGUUCAAGGAUGCGUUGCUGCCGAACCUGCACCAGCCGUCGCUCAUCAUCAUGGACAACGCAGCGUACCACCGCACCCUCCCACCAGACACGCCAGUCCCGGGGAGAAUGAAGAAAGCGGACGUCAUUGCAGCUCUGCGAGCCAGGAACCUGACCGUGAGCGAGACUGACUUCUCCUGCGAGCUGAAAGACCGCCUGAAGUUGUGGGUGAAGAACCACGUCCAACCAGAGGUGGUGCAGCUGGCCGAGGCGCAAGGCCACAAGGUGCUCUUCUCCCCUCCGUGCUACAGCGACCUCAACCCAAUCGAGCUCGUGUGGGCGCUGAUCAAGGGCAACGUCGGCCGCAGAUACAGCCUCGAUACUACCUUCGAGGAUGUUGAAAGGCGUCUGGAGGAAGAAAUCCAACGCCUGGCAGAGGAUCGCGGGCAGUACCGCAAAGAUGGCAAGACGCGCGUGCAAGCCAUCAUCGACUCGAUCGACAAGCAGCUGGAGCGGCAGCGGCGCAUCAUCGAUGGCAGGGGCGAAGAGGAGGCAGUAGAGCAAGCAGCACCAUGUACAACCACCCGAGCUGCGAGCGCUGAUAGCACUGAGGAGAUGGACGUUGAACAAGCAGCCGCAGUCGUGCUCGAUGAGGAGGUUGAUUGGGUUGACGAACGGAUGGAUGAGGGUGAAGAUGGAGAAGAGGGCGAAGAGUGUGAGGAGGGGGACGAUGACGGCGUGUCUGAAUCAGACUUAGAAGCAGGGGAACAGAGCGACGCCCUCUUCACAUCAACAUUCGCUGGGGUGAUGCCAUGGUUGCAGGCAGUGUUCGACAGAGAAAUGAACACGGCCCUCUCCCGGUGUCGCCAACCUACAGACAGCAUCGAGCGCGGCCGUGGCACCUCGGUGUCGUGA
Molecule: messenger RNA, 2113 nt
Organism: Salpingoeca rosetta
Lineage: Eukaryota; Choanoflagellata; Craspedida; Salpingoecidae
Exons: 6
Coding region: 119-2113 (664 amino acids)
Molecular function (GO): nucleic acid binding; zinc ion binding
Source: RefSeq, a predicted model, not a curated record